This is a messenger RNA of Pyricularia oryzae 70-15, 2114 nucleotides long. RefSeq lists its product as uncharacterized. NCBI's taxonomy places the organism in Eukaryota, Fungi, Ascomycota, Sordariomycetes, Magnaporthales, Pyriculariaceae. Gene Ontology annotation, molecular function: protein binding. Bases 73 to 1800 code for a protein of 575 amino acids. The transcript has a single exon. The record is from RefSeq and is a predicted model, not a curated record.
CCACGGCUUUCCUCGUCUAGUCAUUCGCAUCGCCUAGCUUCCUUUUUCUCAUCAAACUCUCCAGGAGGCACAAUGACGCCCAGCACAAGCGCCGUUCAUAUUCUCGAUUUUCCUACAGAGGUCUUGUCUUGCAUCUUUGGCUUUGUCAAGCUUGCUGAGCCUUUCGAGUUGGAUGGCUUGCGAUAUUUCGAAAACCUCACGCAAAACACAACCAGCAUCAAAAGCCUCCGGCUUGUUUGCACCAAGUUCUCCACCAUAGCCACGCCUCUACUGCUCCCGAUUGCUUCUUGUUCCGUACUUGACUCCAAAUCUCUCGAUAGAUUGGAUGAGAUUUCGCAUCAUGCCAUCUUCUCUAGACUUGUCAAAGUGGUCCGCGUCCGCCUUGGGUUUUUGGAUGAAGUGAUUGCAAAGGACCCAGUCCACCUCGCGACAUACCUCUCUUGGACAUGGCGAAGACACUCCAAAGCGAGCGACAAUGCACCAUCGCCCCUUGUCGACGCAGUCGUCGACGACUGGGAGCGCCUGUCGAUGGAUCCAUCCAGCGACGUCGGCGCGGAGAGCCUGCGAAUCCUCAAAUCGAUCCACGCCGAAUACAAGCGUCGAUACCUGGCGCAGUUUGAGGCGCAUAGAUCAGGCGCCUCUUUGCGACGGCUCGCACAGGCGAUGGCCAGGAUGCCCGCCGCGACCCGCCUGGUCAUGGACGACGAGGACCACCAGUACCGCAACACUUCGCACCUGGGCGCGCUCUUGAUCGCGACUGUGGGGGCCGAGGUCGUCGACGAGUCCAGCCUCGCGGCUCUGGCAGCGCCCAUGAGCUGGUACAGCUGCUGGCAUCUCAAAUCCACCCGCGCGCCAGACACGGCGUUGAAACUUUGCCACCCGCCCAUCGACCUCAUCAUCAACCUCCCCGUCGCCGUUCACCAGGCCGGGGUCGCACUGACCGGCCUCAGGAUAAUCAACCUCCAGAUCCCCAGAUACGUGCCGGCCUGGGACUCGGGGGCUCCGUACCUGCGGCCGCUGAAGCUCUCGGCACGCGACGAGCUGAGGGAGGCGUGCCGGACCCUGCAGGUCUUGGAGGUCACUCCGGUUAUUUAUGUAAUUGGGAACCACUGCACCAAGGACUGUAAGGAAGCUAUCGAUCCGGUGGAAAACUUUGGCUGGACAUACCAGCCCGAACGCCGAGUACAAUGGACCCUUUUUGCCACUAUCGUGAAGCUCAUGCUUUCCAAAAGUCUGAGGCACCUUCAUCUCGAUUCGCCAUCAAUCAGCUUCAGAUUGGCGAGCUGGGCAAAUGCGCACAACGGCGACGACUUUUGUGAGCACAUGUUUGGUGGUUAUCCCUUGCCCAACCUUGAAGUCCUUCAUUUGACCAACAAUUCGAUUGGCAAAGGGUCCGAGCUGAUUCAGCUGAUACGCAACUCUGAAGCCAUAUAUCAAGUCCGCUUGAUAGGCAUUUCUAUGCGCAUCUUGGCGGACUCGGGAGAACUUAUUGAAGAGGAGGGGUGGUCAUUAGUCGUGGACGGCCUUCAGGAACAAACACCCCGUAUGCGUGAGAAUUGGCUCAGGCUUCGGGGUUCGGUCAUGAACGACGAGCCAGUCAGAAUAACAAGUGCAUCCUGGGGCGAGCUUAAUGCAUCGCCGCCAGAAUUGUGGGAUCUUGGGAAAGAACUUUUUGCCAAAGAGAUUGACGGCUUCAGUGCGGUAGAGGAUUACAUCCGUGGUGCGACUGACCAAAACCCACUGGUGGAGGCACAGAAGCUUUAUCCGUAUGAAGAAUGGGACCACGAGGGAUGGAGAUAGGAGGACAAAAUUUGCGACCUAAAGGUGUUGACAAUGGUGAUACACCUUGGUUAAUACGGUAUGUUUGUUCGCUGCGACCUAGACCUAUACUAGAUGGAGAACCAGGGUCCCCAAGUUAGAUUACCGCAGCUAUUCAACCACAGAGUAGAGAUUUCCUUGGAUGCAACAGCCUAAAAAACCUUGCCGUUCGCGUUGUGUCCUCGUCGGCCAUUUUCGGAGCCGGUGCGGUUGGGUUGCUAUUUUGAACUGGCUAUCCUAUCCCUUAGCUUACUGGACAUGCAUGCAAGUGGUUGUUGGUUGUGCGAAUAUUGAAA